Vombatus ursinus (common wombat) is the source of this 2361-nucleotide messenger RNA. RefSeq names its product dynein axonemal assembly factor 3 (gene DNAAF3). NCBI's taxonomy places the organism in Eukaryota, Metazoa, Chordata, Mammalia, Diprotodontia, Vombatidae. The record is from RefSeq and is a predicted model, not a curated record. Bases 228 to 2108 code for a protein of 626 amino acids. The transcript has 11 exons. Gene Ontology annotation, biological process: axonemal dynein complex assembly; motile cilium assembly.
CGGCCGCAUAGAGGGGGAGGGUUCCAGGGUCCGCACCCGGGUUUAUGAGAAUUCUAGCUCGGUAUAUCGGUUUACGGUCCCCUCUCAACCCUCAGAACAGAACAGAGGGGCGGGACGGGCAGCGGGGAUUGAGGGGAGUCCACAGGUAGGCAGGAGGCGGGGUAUUCGGACUCCUGGGCAGUGCUUGGAGAUCCUCGCUUAGCUUGGGAGCUAUCCCCCGAAGGGCGAUGACUACCGUGACCGGCUCGGGCGAAGGCUUCGGCUCGGUGGCCUGGUGGGGCCUGUCCCCAGCGCUGGAUCUGCAGGCCGAGUGCCCUCCCGAUGCCUCCAGCCCCGGGGACCCCCCGGAACUCGACAUUCUUCUCCUGGGCUCGGUGGACGCACGGCAUAUUCUGCGGACCCUGGCCCAGGCUCAGCUCUGGCCCCUUCGGAGGCUCAACUUCUUCGUACUGGAGAACAACCUGGAGGCGGUGGCCCGCCAAAUUCUAAUCCUCAACCUGGCCUUCGAGCCUCCGGAGAAGAUGGGCCUUCAAGAAAAGAGCGAGAUGUUCUUGGAGUUAUGGGGGAACGGGCUCGUGCGGACCCAGGUGGCCGAGUACGUUCGAACUCAGUCUCAGCGCAUGCGCCGCCUCUUGCCUGAGCCGGAUGACCUAGCGGCCCAGCUUCCCCAGCUCAGCCUGGAAGCGCUCAAGUUUCGGGAGCGGGACUCGCUGGAGGCCGUGUUCAUUUUCUGGGCAGCCUCCGAGGCCGAGGCCUCCUUCCCCCUGAGCCGCUUGUGGGACUCUCGACUCCGAGGCUAUCUGGGCUCCCGCUACGACGCCCGGCGGGGGGUCAGCGACUGGGACUUGCAUAUGAAGCUGCAUGACCGAGGGGCCCGGGUCAUCAACAGCCAAGAGUUUCGUCGCUGGCGGGAAACCAGUGUGGCCUUCGAGAUUCGGGAUGCUUCGGCCUAUCAACUCCCAAACCGGACCCUGGCGUCUGGGCGUCUGAUGAGCCAUCGUGGUGAGCGAGUGGCUGUGCGAGGCUAUUGGGGGGAUGUGGCUACCGGACCCUUCGUGGCCUUUGGCAUCGAGUCCGAUGAUCAGAGUCUCCUGCUGACCCGCAACGGAACCCCCGUCAAGUGCGCUGGUGAGAUCUCCUUGCACAACGUCACCUCGUUGUUUCGAAGCCUAGUGGCAGCCGGGAAGGAGGUGUCUGGGGCCGAACCUGAGGUCGAGGCAGAGGGCAGGGCCCCCGGCUCUGACCCUGCGAGCUCCAGACCUUUCCGGGUCCACUUCCUGCCCCUGGGGGCCGCCCCGACCCUGCACCAUCGACAUCGCUUCUGCAGCCGCUUUCACCUUCUCUACGUGUCCUGCGGGAUGGUCCACCAGCUGAGCCCGGAGCUGGGGGCCUGCGUGGCUCCUGGGGGACGCCUGGUGGUGGAAUUGGCUAGGUACCUUGUGGACUUGCGGCCUAACCAGCUAGAGAGUUUCUCUGGUCGGGUCCGGGAGCUGGCUGAGGCUGCUGGCUUCGUACCAGAGUCCCACGAGGGUCCCCCCGAAACCUUCGCCCGCUUCUCUCGCAAGCCCCAGCCGGGCCUAGAUGGCCCACCUCCCCAGGGUGCCUCGUGUGUAUGUCAGAAGGCCGAAGCCCCGCCCCUUGAUAGCUUGACUCCUCCCUCAGAGGUUUUGAUCCCGCCUCCUGGGGCCUCUGAGCCCGCCCCCUCUGAAAUUCUGAGUUCAUCGUCAAAUGAAGAUGCUCCUGUGCUAACCCCGCCCCCUGAGGAUUCAGAGUCCGCCCCCUCUGAAAUUCUGAGCCCAUCGUCAAAUGAGGAUGCUGCUGUGCCGACCCCUCCCUUUGAGGAUUCGGAGCUCGCACCCUCUGGCAUUCUUAGACCAACCGCUAGUCCUGCCGUAGCGGGAACGCUGAGCGGGCCCCUUGACACCAUGACUCCGCCCUCAGAUUCUGAGCCUGCCUACGGAUGCGGAGCUAGGGCCCCUGGAAUUCUGACUCCGUCCCCUGGGAACUCCGACCCCUCCCUCUCUGGCAUUCUGAGCCCUGCCCGGGGUCCUGAUGAUCUUGGAAUGCCCUCUGGGAAGCCCGGUCACCUCUCUUCCCCAAAACUCUGACCCCACCUUCGGCAUCUCCGAACCUCCCCCGCCCCCGACAAUUCCGCGUUUGGCUCCGGAUCCUCAGGCUCAUGGGACCCUGACUUCACCGCUGAAUUCUAGCUGGGACCCCUUGGUCCCCGAAUUCUCCCUGCCCCUCCCCCCACCGUCCACGACUAUCUUGGCUCCAGAAUUCUGAUCCUGCUCCCUGGAAUUCUGAGGCUCGCAGGAUUUUGACCUCCCAGGGAGUCAGGACUUGUUAGAAUAAAGAGAG